Messenger RNA from Podospora anserina S mat+, 2529 nucleotides. RefSeq lists its product as uncharacterized. The record is from RefSeq and is a predicted model, not a curated record. Gene Ontology annotation, biological process: triglyceride catabolic process. The coding region runs from base 1 to 2529 and encodes 842 amino acids. The transcript is spliced from 2 exons. Lineage: Eukaryota; Fungi; Ascomycota; Sordariomycetes; Sordariales; Podosporaceae. Gene Ontology annotation, cellular component: cytosol. Gene Ontology annotation, molecular function: triacylglycerol lipase activity; sterol ester esterase activity.
AUGAUUGACCACGUCUUGGGGCGACCAUCCGUCAAGUCCCGCCGUCUACAGGUUCUGGCUGUCCUGGCAUUUUGGACAGCCUACCUCCUCAACAACCCAAACAGAGGCAACAAAAACGGUCCCCCAAUCGUACGCUUCUUCUCAAAAUGCCUCUCCAGACGCCUCACCUUCUGGCAAACGCUCACAAUCACCAUGCUCUACCUCUAUUCAGCCCGCAACUUUUCCACCCUCGUCGGCCUCGCCUCCCCCGACCCCCUAGCCAACAUGUACGACGCGACCUACUUCCGUGCCACCUGGAUCCUCACCGCCCUAGACGCAGGUUUCUGGACCGCCAUGCCCAUCAAGACAAAAUGGCUCCGUGACGCCGCCAGUAUCGUCUUCUCGCUGUUUUACAUGGUGGCGGCAGAAAAGGCUGAUGAAAAGGUGCGAAAGGUCAGGGGGAAUAUCACUGUCGAUCAUCUGAGGGUUAGCUGGAAUAAGGGGGUCGAGUCCCCUUAUUUGAGGACGCUGCAGGGGUUGGUCAGGCCGAGAAUGACAAAGUGGCCGCCUAGGCAGGUGAGGAUACCUAGGCCGAGUACCAGUGAUUAUAAGGAGCCGGUGGAGGGGUGGCUGUAUUUUGACGGGCCGCUCAGCGAGCUGAAGGAGCAGGGACAUAACCAGCUUGUGCUUGAUAUUCCUGGGGGUGGGUUUGUGGCUAUGGAUCCGAGGUGCAAUGACGAUAAGCUGUUUGCUUGGGCGGCGAAGACGGGGCUGCCGAUUUUGAGUUUGGAUUACAAAAAGGCGCCCGAGUACCCGUUUCCGUACGCGCUGAAUGAGUGUUAUGAUGUUUACUGCACGUUGAUUAGGUCAAAGGGGAGGUGCGUGGGAAUGAGCGGGGAGCAGGUUCCCAGGGUGGUCAUUACUGGUGACAGCGCCGGCGGUACAUUGGCGACGGCAAUGACGAUUAUGAUCACCGAAAGCGGCAGCAGUCCGAUCCGGCGUUUUCAAGGGCAAACCGACCUCCCCAUCCCCGAAGCUUUGGUGUUGUUCUACCCAGCAUUGGACAUGAACAUCGGCAGUUGGAUGAGCGACGAGCAAAUGGCCCUCAUCAAAGACCGGCGCAUGCGCGGCACCAACAAACGCGUCCUCCAACGCAAGACAAUGCAGUACAACGACCUCGUCGGCACCCCCCACCAAUCCGACGACGAAGACGACGGCACACCCGACAACAACACCAACAACAACGACAACAACAACAACAACAACAACAACAACAACAACAUCAGCUCGGGUACCCUUCCGGACUCGGAUUCCACCGCCGUCAACUUUGACCCCGCCAACCUCAACCCAGACGAACAUGCUAUCCUCCGCAACCGGGAACUGUGUCUCUCUCCCGCACCACAAUACGCCCACGCCGGAUCGACAACCUUCCACCUCCCCCCGGUUACCUCUCCCCUGCCUCUGUCUCCCAAAUCCCUCCCCACCACACCCCCUCACUCCUCCACCUCCCUCGACCAAACCGCCUCCUCCGGCAAAAAGAAACAGCCAUCCACCUCCCACCACCCCUCCCCCCUCAAAACCCGCCUCGCAAUGUCAAGCAUGAUCUCCUACUUCAACGACAGAGUCCUAACACCAGAAAUGAUGCGCGCGAUGAUCAUCCUCUACGUCGGCCCUCACAACCGUCCCGACUUCAGCCAAGACUACCUUUUGUGUCCUAUUUUGUGUCCAGACGUCCUGCUGUCCCGUUUUCCCAAAACUUACUUCUUGACCGGGGAGAGAGACCCGUUGGUAGACGACACGGUCAUCUUCGCCGGCCGCCUCCGCCGCGUCAAGGCGGCACAAAUGGCCAGCAACGGCACCCGUUACGAAUACCGCGACACUGACGCGUUGACAGAAGGGUUCGACGAGAAUGCGUUUGCGGAAGUGACGCUCAUACCGGGGAUUAGCCAUGGGUUUUUACAGUUUCCUUCUGUUUACCCGCCUGCAUGGGGGUUGUUUGACAAGACGGGGAGUUGGAUAGAGGAGGGGUUUAGAGAGGGGGAGAGACGGAGGAGGAGGAGGGAAGAGAGGGGGAGGGGAAGCAGCAGGAAUGAGGAGGGUGAGUAUAGGGUUCAUACUCAGGAGAUGAACAACCGGACGCCACACCACCAGAGGGGGAGGAGGGAUAGCGGGGCGACGGCUGUGACGGAUGGGACCGAGGGCGAUGGGGGGCUGGAGAUGAGGAUGAGUAGGUCGCGGCCGGGCCCUGCUGUUUCUGCUGCUCCUGGAAAGACGAGGGAGAGGGCGUCGACUACGUCGGUUUUGACGAAUGGGAAGGUUAAUGGGACAGAGGAACUGCCAAAGGUUACGGUUUCGGGUGAUGGGGCGGAUAGCGGGUCCGGGAGUGGCUCUGGUUCGGGGGGGCAAAAGAAGAAGAGAAGAGUCAGGACGGCGAGGGCCGAUGGUGACAAUGGGGGUUUGGUCAAGAGGUUGGCGAGUUCGGAUGAUUUGCUGGGGAGGAGGAUGCAAGGGUUGGCUGGGGGGUUGACGGGCUUGGCCCCUCCGGAGUAG